AUGGAAGGCUGGUUGGCAUAUGGAAAUGCAGUGAAUUAUAAACAGUUGAUGAAGGCAAUUAGAUACGCUUUCGCUCUUGCCUCAAAAAAGGCACAAAAAUCAACAUCAUUGAACAAUGAGGAAAUUGAUAUAGAGUUUUAUCCAAAGAAAGACACUGGUUUCCAGAGGAUAGGCAGUGCAAAAUGUAUCGUGGCAUUUCUUUCGUUCACAAGCAAUGAGGGUGCAACAUUUAGACAUGUGGCAGAUAGGUUUGAUCUGUCAAUGAGUACAUGGUAUUUGCUGAAAUGGGGGUUCCAGGAACAACAGGGUGUAUACGUAGAUGGGAGCCACAUUAAAAUUGAUACCCUCAGAGAAGAUCCUGAUUCUUAUUUGAAUAGGAAGAAGUUUUAUUCGAUUCAGAUGCAAGUUAUCUGUGAUGACAACAGAAAAAUAAGGGAUGUGUUUAUUGGGUAACCAGGUAGUGUCCAUGAUGCAAGAGUGUUCCGAAAUAGUCUGCUGUGUGGUGUAAGGACUGGGUAAUUCUGGGAGACAGCGCCUAUCCUUGUUUGAGGAACUUAUUAACUGCUUAUAAGGAUACAGGUAGUCUGUCGCAGGUGCAAAAGAGUUUUAAGAAAAAAAUGAGUCAUUGUAGUGUUAAUUGAGCAUACAAUAGGUAUGUAGAUAUAGGUGAUGAGGG
This is a messenger RNA of Acanthoscelides obtectus, 676 nucleotides long. NCBI's taxonomy places the organism in Eukaryota, Metazoa, Arthropoda, Insecta, Coleoptera, Chrysomelidae. The record is from the annotation of a GenBank genome assembly.